AGAAAUGCAGUUUGAUGUUCAAAUUCCCUUGUUCGUGGUAGUUUUACGCAAAAACAUCUUGUCAUCUUUUAAUCUGUAAAGGGGCAAACUGGAAAGAUGUUUAAGGUUUUGAUACAGAGACCGUUUUUCUCAACCAUCACCUCUUGACUACAUUGAGGGAUUAUUAAGAAGAAUACUGCACAGAUGUUUUCCACUUCGACGCCAGUGAGAAAAACUUAAGGAGCAUUUGGAGCAGAAGAAUAUGAAUGUGCCAUAAACACCUGUACAAAGGUGCAUUUUGCAAAUGGUGAGAUUAAAUCCAAUUAACGGUUAGGACGCCAUAACCGGUGUGAGACUGAGAAAGACUGAGGUAUCAUGGACUCCUGGAUCCUGCCAUCAUCCCCUCCGAACCUGUCAGAGAACCUUAUGUAUGACAGCUUCAUGCAGGGCAAUGAGUCUGGCCUUCAUUGGAACUACACAGACCACAGCUUCAACAAAACCAGUACAGUGGUCAUUACCUGCAUGUACUUUUUGGUUUGCACUGUGGGGCUCUGUGGGAAUGCUCUAGUCAUCUAUGUCAUACUGCGCUACGCCAAGAUGAAGACAGUAACCAACAUCUACAUCCUUAACCUGGCCGUGGCUGAUGUGCUCUUCAUGCUGGGCCUACCAUUCAUUGCCAUCCAGCUGGCACUAGUCCACUGGCCUUUUGGUCCUGUGCUCUGCAGAGUAGUGAUGACAGUCGACUCCCUGAACCAGUUCACUUCUAUCUUUUGCCUGAUGGUCAUGAGCAUUGACCGCUACCUGGCUGUGGUGCAUCCAAUCAAGUCCACAAAGUGGCGGAAGCCUCGCAUGGCCAAGACCAUCAAUUUAGCAGUGUGGGGGGUAUCACUGAUGGUUAAUCUGCCCAUCGUCAUCUACAGCGGCAUCAUCACAAAGCACGACGUCUGCUUCUGCAGCAUCGUGUGGCCUGAGCCUCAAGAGGCCUACUACACAGCGUUCAUGUUCUACACAUUCAUCCUGGGCUUCUUCCUGCCCCUCAUGGUCAUCUGCCUUUGCUACUUGUUCAUCAUCAUCAAGGUGAAGUCAUCAGGCAUUCGUGUGGGCUCUUCCAAGAGGAAGCGCUCAGAGAGGAAGGUGACUCGGAUGGUGUCCAUUGUGGUGGCAGUAUUUGUCUUCUGCUGGCUGCCUUUCUAUGUGUUUAACGUCACCUCGGUGACCGGCACCAUCAGCACCACUCCCAUCCUGAGAAGCACUUUUGCUUUUGUGGUGGUGCUAGGAUACGCCAACAGCUGUGCCAACCCCAUCCUCUAUGCCUUCCUGUCAGAGAACUUUAAGAAGAGUUUCCAGAAUGUUCUCUGUCUUAAAAAGGUGGGAGGGCUGGAUGAGGUUGAACACAGCGAUAGCCACCAGGAUAAAUCCCGCAUGAUGAAUGACCCUACAGAGACGCAAAGUACUCUGCUGAAUGGUGACCUGCAGACCAGCAUCUGAGAGGAAGGUGACGGGCCUUGCCUGCACACACAAGGAGACAGACGUUUUCUGAAACUGGAAACAGCCAGCUCUUAUCAAUCACAGCAGAGAGGAAGUUAUUAAAUAUUUAACAAGGACUUUACAGAGGAACAUGUCACUUAUUAAAGGGGAUAAAGCACCAACAGAAAUUAAAAAUUCAAAAGAUGUUGGAUUCCUCUAUCUAUCUUUGACAUUUUGUCGGGUUUCCCCGGCUGUAAACAAAUCCUUUAUAACACACGUCUGCUCUGUUCUGUAAAUGAAGUGAAAAUUAAAUGUGUCUUCACUGUAUUGACACUGAGGUAAGCUAGAGCACAUGAGUGCCCACUUAUUAAUGGUUCCUUGGGUGACAUGAAUUUCCCCUCAGAGACACAGAAGGCCAGGGCCAAGUUACAUUUUUUUGUGUUUUUGUGUAAAAACAUAACAUGACAACAUAACAGAAUGCUUAUAUGCUGUAAAACAACAUACUGUUGAUAGAAUUGACAACCUCAUCACUGUACAUAUCUAUUUUGCAGGUUAUUUUCUCUGGAGAGUGGUUCGACUGUAAAUAACUGUACAGAACACA
Monopterus albus (swamp eel) is the source of this 2047-nucleotide messenger RNA. RefSeq names its product somatostatin receptor type 2-like. The record is from RefSeq and is a predicted model, not a curated record. The coding region runs from base 355 to 1467 and encodes 370 amino acids. Gene Ontology annotation, biological process: cellular response to estradiol stimulus; neuropeptide signaling pathway; cellular response to glucocorticoid stimulus. Gene Ontology annotation, molecular function: somatostatin receptor activity; neuropeptide binding. The transcript has 3 exons. Gene Ontology annotation, cellular component: neuron projection; plasma membrane. Lineage: Eukaryota; Metazoa; Chordata; Actinopteri; Synbranchiformes; Synbranchidae.